AUGGAUAACCAAGGAACUUGUGGCACCCAACACUCCUCAGACAUUGCCGCUCCUACACUCAGUGGAGCUGCUACAAAAUUGGUGAAAGACCAAAAAAAAAUGAAAAAUAAGAGGAAGAAAUCUUUAUCUCCCAAUACAACCGUUACCAGGCCGAACAAAGAUUUGAAGCUGGUCGCACCCUCAGCAUCAACUAGCAUGGCAAACUCUAGCAACAGGUUUGCCUUGCUAGACAUGGAUAUGGACAUGGAAGUUACCAGUGGAAGCCAUGUUGACGAAAGUUCUAGAGUUACAAAUGAAGGUCCUACUAAAGCUUCUGAGGCUGCUCAUCAGAAUAUUACUAAUGAUAGUACUGAUGCAAGUGACACAGCCAACAACUCACAACACAACGUAUCCAAUACGAACAAUCAUCUUAACAAUACCCCAAAGCCACCGCAAAUAGUUCCAAAUACUGCCGUCGUCAUCCCAAUUGUGCACGAUGUGGUGAAGAUCAUCUCACCAAGCUAUGCGCACGUUCCCAAGAUGAACAGCCUACCUGUAUCCACUGUAAUGGGAAUCAUAUGGCAAGCUAUUAAGGAUGCCAGUGCAAGAAACGGCAACCAACCUGCCCAGCGCCGUCUACAUGAUCUUCAAGCGCAACUACCAAAAGAAAAUAUUAUGCAGCAGCAGCAUCCAGUUGACGUUCAGUCACUAUUGGAACAACAGCAACAGCAAUUUUUGAAAGGGCAACAACAGCUGCAAAUACAGCAGCAGCAGCAAUUCCUCUUAUGGCUUCUGGAGCAGGAACGGGAACAACAACAACAAAACAAGCAAAACAGUCAACGACUAGAACGGCUCGAGAAAUCGGUUCAUGAAAUGGCCAACAUGAUAAAGCAAUGGACUGGGGAUACAUCGACUCGCCAGCUCUAUAUAAACGCCUCAGCGUCACAAUGA
Drosophila montana is the source of this 930-nucleotide messenger RNA. RefSeq lists its product as uncharacterized. The coding region runs from base 1 to 930 and encodes 309 amino acids. The transcript has 3 exons. NCBI's taxonomy places the organism in Eukaryota, Metazoa, Arthropoda, Insecta, Diptera, Drosophilidae. The record is from RefSeq and is a predicted model, not a curated record.